GGCAAAAGUAAUAAAAUGAUGAAUAUUGCUGUUCCAAGCCAUUUAAAUGACUUGGAAGAAGUCAAGAGUAGGAGUAUGCUCACUGGUUAUAUGAAAGAAGGAUUAGUUUUGGAAGCAGAAAAGUUAUUCGAUAAAUGGAAAAAAGAAAAAACUAAACCAGUUCAAGCAAAUCUAAGUUUAAAUAUAGUUUCGUCAGAAAAAGUAAUAACAAACAAUCAAGUUAGUAAAAACUUUUGUAGAAACAAAGUUAAAUGCCCAGAACCAAACUGUAAAAGUUUUAUAGUGCAUUUACCAAGGCAUAUGAGAGAUGUACAUAAAAAAUCACCUGAAGAAGCUUGUAUUACUCGUGGUGUGUUUGAUCUCAGAAAGGAACGAAAAGAUGCUGGGUUAUUAACUGAUCAACGUAUCUAUUCAAAAUACAAAUGCCCUAUAUGUAAUAAAGUGGUUCGCAGAAUUCAUGACCAUUUAUAUAAAUCCCUACAUUUUCUUAAAAAUAAUCUUCCCUUAUAUUAUAAAAUGUUAAAACAAAAAUAAGAGCAUAUUUCUUCUUCAACAACUACAUUUAAAAUAUUAUGCAAAAACAAAAUUAUAGACAGUAAUUAUUUGGCUGUUGAUAAUGAAAAUAAUU
This is a messenger RNA of Hydra vulgaris (swiftwater hydra), 628 nucleotides long. RefSeq lists its product as uncharacterized. NCBI's taxonomy places the organism in Eukaryota, Metazoa, Cnidaria, Hydrozoa, Anthoathecata, Hydridae. The record is from RefSeq and is a predicted model, not a curated record.